Molecule: messenger RNA, 1461 nt
Organism: Diachasma alloeum
Lineage: Eukaryota; Metazoa; Arthropoda; Insecta; Hymenoptera; Braconidae
Product: lipase 3
Exons: 6
Coding region: 222-1451 (409 amino acids)
Biological process (GO): lipid metabolic process
Molecular function (GO): hydrolase activity, acting on ester bonds
Source: RefSeq, a predicted model, not a curated record
GCGUUUCUUCAUCAAGUGACCAGUGUCUCAGUUGGCUCUCAAAGGAGGCAGGCGACAAUGCAGAAGCAUAAAUAUUGUAUAUAAAAAGUGAAGCUUUACUGCAGGAAUAUAAAUAGUAGAAGCUCACAGGCUCUGUCACAGAAUAAAUUCGCGCUAUUGAGCAGAAACAUUUGAAAGUAGUCAAUAACAUUGAACCAGAAACAAUCCGUAAAAAUCGAAUCAUGUAUUCUGAUUUUAGUUUUCCAUCGCGAAAUAUCCAUUUGAUUUUUCUAUUCUUUGGCGCCAUAAUAGCAGGUAGAGCGACAGCAAAUGAUCAGAUCAACGAGUUACAAUCUAAAAAAAAAAUACCAUACGAUCCUGAGAUUGAAGCAGCAGUGAUGAAUAUGGUCAAAAACGCGGGAUAUGUCCUCGAAAAGCACAUAGUCGAAACUGACGACGGAUAUUUACUAACGGUGCAUCGACUUCCGAAUGCGUCAGGAUCCCCAAUAUUCCUGCAGCACGGACUGCUGAGUAGUUCCGCCGACUGGCUCUCACUUGGCAAAGAAAAAGCCUUUCCUUAUUUACUAUCGAAUCUGGGAUACGACGUGUGGUUGGGUAACUUCCGAGGUAACGCAUUGUCUAAGGCGCACGUCAAUCUAUCUACGGAUGAAUCUGAAUAUUGGAACUUCUCAUGGCAUGAAAUGGGAAUCUACGAUUUACCUGCUAUGAUAGACUACGUCGUCAGUAAUACAAAUAAGAAGGCGAUUUACAUUGGCCACUCGAUGGGGACGACAGGGAGUUAUGUGAUGGCAGCAGAACGCCCUGAUAUGCAGGAUAAAUUGAAGUUGAUCAUCAGUUUUGCACCAGUUGUCUACUUGGCUCACAUCAAGAGUCCUUUACGGCUCUUGGCACCGGUGAGCGACGAACUAGAGAUAAUUUCAAAAACCUUUGGCUACAACGAGCUGUUCGCCGCGGAUGAUGUGGCCGGCGUUCUCCUGCGACAUUCCUGUAGCAGCAAUAUCGUGAACGGGGAUUUGUGUGCGAAUAUACUUUUUGCAAUAGUUGGAUUUGAUCCGGCGCAGAUAGAUUGGGAGCAAUUGACAACUAUCGCGGGUCUCACUCCUGCUGGGAGUUCAACAAAAUGUUUCAUUCAUUAUUUGCAAGAAGUAGAGCCUAACCAAUUCAGACAGUAUGAUUACGGAGCAUUCGAUAAUUUAAAAAAAUACGGUACGCUCACUCCACCAAAAUACGAUAUAUCGAAAAUAAAAGUUCCCAUUGCUUGCUUCUACGGUGACAACGACUGGCUGGCUGAUGUUGGCGAUGUAAAAAGAUUCUAUGCGAAACUUCCCAAUGGAAUCUCAAUCCAGAGAGUUAAUCUCACAUCGUUCAAUCAUAUAGAUUUUCUGUGGGCGAAAGACGCUCCAGGCUUGCUGUACGAUCCAACGAUUGAUAUCAUUAAAAGUUUCGAUUAACUAGUGGCAA